AGCGCAUAAAGCAAAAAGAGGAGAGAGAAAGGAGAAAGAAGUAGAGAGAGAAAGAAGAGAACCGUUUGAGAAUUUUAUAGACGUUAUCGGACUUCAAAUCCUCAAUUCGCCGGGAUUUGGGAACUGCGGUCGCGUCCGGAGGCUCGCUUAGUUAGGCUUCCUUUCUCUUUCUUCUUCUUUUCGGUUUCGAAUUUUCGCGAUUCGCGAUGGUGCAGCAAGGCUGAGGUUGAAUUCGAAGGUCGUCGCUGUGGAGUGAAGAAUUCGGCUGUGCUGUUUUUUUUUCCGACGAUGUUUACGCCGCAGAAGGUGUGGUCAGGUUGGUCCCUGACGCCAAACAAGAGUGGGGUUCGGGGCAGAACCGGGUCGGGUUCGGAUUUGGGUCCGAAUUCGGGAGAUGGGGCGAGCGCGAAGGAGAAAGGUAUCGUCGCGGUUGUUGAGAAUGGCGGGAACAACUUGGAUCGCGAGGUUUUGGUUGAGAGAGUUUCCAGCCUCGAGAAGGAGCUUUAUGAGUACCAAUUCAACAUGGGACUUCUUCUGAUUGAGAAAAAAGAGUGGACUUCUAAGUAUACUGAACAAAGUCAAGAUUUAGUAGAAGUGAAGGAUGCUCUGGAACGAGAAAAAGCUGCUCAUUUAAUUGCUCUAUCUGAGGCAGAGAAGCGAGAAGAGAAUCUGAGGAAGGCCUUGGGUGUUGAGAAAGAGUGUGUUCUUGAUCUUGAGAAGGCUCUGCGAGAGAUGCGAUCAGAAAAUGCAAAAAUUAAAUUUACAGCGGAGUCAAAGUUGGCUGAAGCAAAUGCUUUAGUGGCUAGCGUUGAAGAGAAAUCUUUAGAAGUAGAAGCCAAAUUACGUUCGGCUGAUGCCAAAUUUGCAGAAAUCAGCAGAAAGAAUUCAGAGUUUGAUAGGAAAUCACAAGACCUGGAAUCUCAAGAAUCUGCACUUCGAAGGGAUCGAUUAUCCUUCAUUGCAGAGCAAGAAGCACAUGAGAAUACAUUGUCUAAGCAGAGAGAAGACUUGUGGGAAUGGGAGAAGAAACUUCAGGAGGGUGAAGAGAGGCUGGCCAAGGGUCAACAAAUUAUAAACCAAAGAGAGCAAAGGGCUAAUGAGAAUGAUAGACUAUGCCAACAGAAAGAGAAGGACCUUGAAGAGGCCCAGAAGAAGAUUGAUGCGACUAAUAUAACACUGAGAAGUAAAGAAGAAGACCUGAACAAUAGGCUUGCAGAUAUAGCUUUAAAAGAGAAGGAAUAUGAUUCUCUGAGAAUAAAUUUGGAUCUCAAAGAAAAGGAGCUAUCUGCAUGGGAGGAAAAGCUCAAUGCUAAAGAAAAAGUAUGUUCUUAUAUAUAUAUAUAUAUAUAUAUAUNAUUUUUUAAAUUAAUUAUAUCUGCAUAUGAACAUUUUAAUAAAAAAUUAUUAAUUAUUACACUCAUUUCAAAGAUUAAUUUAAGGUUUUACUCGAAUUGA
Molecule: messenger RNA, 1455 nt
Organism: Vigna umbellata (rice bean)
Lineage: Eukaryota; Viridiplantae; Streptophyta; Magnoliopsida; Fabales; Fabaceae
Source: RefSeq, a predicted model, not a curated record